AUGGCACUUAAGCUUUCAAGGGUUGGUCGACAAGAAAUGGAAAAACUAAUGGCACUGCAGACUUCUAAGACAGGAUGCUGUAUAAAUUCGGCAGUCCUACCCUUUGGCGCGUGCGCCGCUACACUAGUCGCACCUCGAUCGUUAUGUGCGUGCACGAUAUGGCCGAAGCUCGUUCCUUGCACCGCCCUCAUAAAUUAUAAAGCAUAUGCGAUAUACAAUAUCGAUAUAUUACUACCUUCAAACCGGCCUCCAAAUCUCGCUAGUCUACAUAGUAAAACCUCAACUGUCAAUUUUGCACUAGCCCUUCGAGCUUCCUAG
This is a messenger RNA of Morchella sextelata, 318 nucleotides long. RefSeq lists its product as uncharacterized. The record is from RefSeq and is a predicted model, not a curated record. Bases 1 to 318 code for a protein of 105 amino acids. The transcript is spliced from 4 exons. NCBI's taxonomy places the organism in Eukaryota, Fungi, Ascomycota, Pezizomycetes, Pezizales, Morchellaceae.